AAGUGGAUGGCAAGCCUUCUGUUACGCUAAGACAGGAUUUGAUUUUGCUUCUGACUCUAAGCAAGCAACAUUGUUGAUUACGUGUUGGGAAUGAACACAAACAUUUUGUUAGUGGCUGGGUACAGAGGACAAGUAUGAGAUUUCUUCACUUUCUGUACUGUUUGUACAUUCUGGGCUAGGCUAACCAAAACAGGUGAAUACACAUACACUGUGCCAUCUCCUGUGCUGUGAUACCCUUUCAAACAACACUUAUCUCCUGAAGGAACUGACGGAACCAGAAGAUUUGGCAAGGUUGGGACUUCAUUCACAGAAGUGUGCAGCCCAGUCAUCAUUAUUCUGGAAGCAAUCACUUAGAAAUAAAGCAGAAUAUAUCUUUUAGAAUAUAUAGGCCCUGGUGCAUAAGAGCAUAAAGUCAGUGAAACUGACUUUAACUGGCUAUCUGCAGAAUCCAUAUCUCAAAUACAGCUAGAUUUUACUGAGAAUCCAGAAUUCAUUUUGGAGGAGACCCCGAGUUUGAUGUUGAAAUGACUUGGGUGACUACAAAUCCCAGGGAGCACUGCCAUCGGCAGGUUUGUGCAAGCGGAUUGGCAUCCUGCAGGGACCAAUGGCAGGCAGAGAAUUCAAGACAAUUCAUGUGUGUCAGCUCUCUGUAUUAAAAAGCACUGGAGAGAGCUGCAGACCUGUGUGGAAAUCGCCUGUUUCCCCAGGCUACAUUUAAACCUAUUUGUGAGCUGGGUAUUGAUAUUAUAUUUUAAACCCGCUGUGCCUAAGCUUGAAAAAGCCUGCUGGACCAGCCCAGAUGGAUGCAAUUUUGAACUGCAGACUGGAUGAGUUGGAAGAUUACUACAACUUGCUCGGAUGUGAUGAACUAUCUACGGUUGAGCAAAUUCUUGCAGAAUUUAAGAUUAGGGCCCUUGAAUGUCAUCCUGACAAACACCCAGGAAACCCCAAAGCAGUGGAGAAUUUCCAGAAGCUGCAGCAAGCUAAGGAGGUUCUUAUUAAUGAAGAGAGUCGAGCACGCUAUGAUUACUGGAGGAGAAGCAAAAUCACCAUUCCUUUCCAGCAGUGGGAGGCUUUGAGCAGCUCUGUGAAAACGUCAAUGCACUGGGCUGUCCAAAAUAAGAAGGAUCAAAUGCUGGAAGCUCCUGACUUGAACAAUAGCAACAACUUAACUAAUGAGAUUUGGACCCAGAAAACUGAAAACAAUGAAGAUGGAUUGUCUGAUGGGAACAGAGAGCAAGAUGUUGCAAUUCCUGAUGUAAAACCACAGUCUUCAAAGAAUCCAGACUCCCCAAGAUUUUCAGAGGCAAACUACUGGCACUUACGUUUCCGCUGGUCAGGGGAUGCCCCAUCAGAUCUUCUGAGGAAAUUCAGAAACUAUGAAAUCUAAAAUGCAAAAUACACAGGAGUGUGAGGUCGUCUAUUCAACAAUUCAGUAUUUUUUGCAGCAGUUUGAAGUUAUUUGUAUUUUGUAUUCAUUCAUUGUGCUUUGAAUGUUGUCUGAAUAAAUGUAACGUCUGUAUCUGUUAACACACAUUCUAUGAGUAUUACAGGCAGAGGUCUGUUUUAAUAAGGUUCAGUAAGCAGAGCCCUUUUCAGUAUUAAUGUAGAGUGAUUUGGUGUAGCUAUCUAAUUUUUUGUAUGUUGUUUCUUGUGUUUUUAAAUACUGUGUAGUAAUAGUAAUUGUAUUCUCAGCAGAACCAAAAGUCAAUGCUAGAUUCCAAGAUAUUACUAUAUUAAAUGACAAUCUACCAAAAGCUGUAUGACAAUGAAUUUAAAACUGCUUGGUUCUGAACUAUGUACUUUGGUUCUCUAUUGCAUUGUACUUACUGCAGUGAUUUGUAAUGCAUGCAUUCACAAUACUAUUACAAGCCUAACUUGUUGGACAGUUGUAAUUUUGCAAUAUAAAUAAAGUAAGAACCUUGUUAUUAUCCAGCAGGUGACUGUAGUGGAUCAAGUACUCUCAAAAAUCACUUUCAUUCUAUCAUAAUAGGUAAGCUUUUUGCACCAAAUGCUUGUUUUAGAAGGCAAUUCCAGAGCCUUGCUUUAUUGGACAGAAACUCUUCUUGUUAAGAUUUGGUGGUGGAAAUCUGAUACCUCUAGUAUGUAUGCCAGCAUUGUCCUAGUGUAAUAGUUACUUUCUUCCCUUGGGCGGCCUCACAAACAGCAUACAAAAUCCUGAUAUGACCCUAAGUAUGAAGAAUCAGGCCAGCCUGCAUUAAUAUGUUUAAAAUCUUAUGUGAUAAGUUUUUGAAAUGUUGAGUGACUUCUCAAAUUCUGUGUGUGUAUUUUGCAUUUGCUUCCUUUUUUUUGUAAUCCUGACUGAUACAUCAGCUAAUUGACAUUGUGUUUUUUGUGUGGGCAAGUGAUUCUGACAGCAACAAAUAAAACUACAUGCAUACAGAAAGGA
This is a messenger RNA of Lagopus leucura (white-tailed ptarmigan), 2410 nucleotides long. RefSeq names its product DnaJ heat shock protein family (Hsp40) member C12 (gene DNAJC12). NCBI's taxonomy places the organism in Eukaryota, Metazoa, Chordata, Aves, Galliformes, Phasianidae. The record is from RefSeq and is a predicted model, not a curated record. Gene Ontology annotation, cellular component: cytoplasm. The transcript has 6 exons. The coding region runs from base 800 to 1390 and encodes 196 amino acids.